GAACUGGGAGAUUGUGACCUGAGCCAAAACCGAGAGUCAGAUGCUCAACAGAGAGAGCCACCCAGGUGCCCCCCCCCUUUUUUUAAGUGAAUCUUUUCACUGUUCUGAAGGCUGACUUCAGUGUUUUCUUUCUUGUCCCUCUCCCCCAUCCAGGAUCUCCCUCAUGAGACUAAAAAGCACAUAACUAACGAGAGGUCUCCAAGUUGUCCUUGGACACAUGCACCUCAUGCCAUGCUGUGCCCAUGACAAAUCCAGUGGGUUGAUUUACUCAGCAAAGAAAAGAAUUUCAACUCACUUCAAGUGAAUUCUCUUUGUAAUUUCAAGUUUCCAGGCCUGUAAAUGAUAAAGGACCAAACCAACUCUAGAUUGUGACAGUCCCUGUGGAGUACAGCCACCCUGCGUGGCCUCCUGUGGAAGAGACCCCGCUAGCUCCCCGUUGACAUUUCCUUGGCUGUAACUCCUUAUGUAUUCUUCCAAAGCCAAAUUGGUAAUAUUCUUUUCCAGGCAUAUAUCCCAGUUGGCUUGGAAGAAUAGUGGAGUUAUUCUUUGGAGAUGUGGAUUUGAAGAAAGUUCUUUUCGAUAGUCUGUUAAGUUGUUAAAAUGAUGCUGAGAGGUCUGUCUCCCUUUGUGCCUGUCUCAUGCACCCUCCCUGUACAACUCAAACUCACGGAAGGCAAACAGCACCAAACUCUUGAGCUAGAAAAACCUAGCCUUCCAGGAGAUCAUGAGCAAGCCUCCUAACCUCUUUCGGUAAAUGUUAUUUUCCAUGUGAGCAAUCUGGAAGUAAAACUCCUGCCCCGUCUCAUGAGAUUUAAUAAAAUACAUAAUGGGAUUCGUAUACGCUGAAGUGCUUGAAUGGAAUUAGCAGGUGCCGUAAGUAAAAUGAGUUUCGAGCACUGCUCAGCUCUUCUUUACUUACAGAACUCCGUUCUCGCCUUGCGAGCCUGAUCCCUGAUCCCAGACCCCCGAACGUGCAGUCCGUGCCCCCGGUCCCCUCGGAGAAGGCCCUACAAUCUCCGACCAGCCACACCCUUUCCGGCUUCAGUACCUUCCCCGGCGCGGCCCUCCCAACCCAGUCAAGCGCUCCACAAAAGCAGAAGAGAAGGAAAUACUUUUAUUUCAGCGAAAGAAUAGACCGGGACGGGCUGCGCACCACGGGCAAACCGCUCACGGGAGGCGACGACAAAGAAAGCGCUCUCGCGCUCAGCCCAGCGGGACCGGCCCUGUCCGCCGGCCGUGCGCCCUCCCCGCGCCGGGACCCCGGAUCCCUGAGCCGUCAGGGACACCACUCGAGCGGAGAGGGCCGUGAGGCGGAAAGGGGGGUGCGCACCCCGAUGGGAGCGGACAGGACGCGGGCCCCCCACUCCACGCCCCCGCGGCCCCGGACAGCCGUUACCCGACUUCCGCCCGCGUCCUCCCGGUGGCCGACUUCCGGCGCGCUGCGUGACGUCAUUGCGGCCGGCUUCCGGCGCGCUGACUUGUGUUCGGCGCUGCCAUGUGUCGCUGGCGACAGGAGGCUGCCGGGGGGCCUGGGCAUCCGAGGCCAUCGCGGGUACCCGGCGGCGCUCGCGCCCUGCUAAGGCCAGAGGAGGAUCGGCCGUGGGGGCAGCGCCGCGGGGAUGGGGUCGCGGCCGGGGGCGGCGUCCCGGCGCCGGCUGACCGCGUGUCCUCCUCGCGGCGCUGUCUCGGGGAAGUGACGCCGCUCACGCCGCUGCUCCCCGGCCGACGGCGCCCGCCACCCCGCUUUCACCGGAAGCCCUUGGCGGAAUCCGCCGAGUGUGCUCGGGGGGUCUCGGCCCGCCGUUCCGGAGACUGAUCGCAGCUGGGGAGUACUUGCCGGGAAGACUGGCAGGAGGGCAGCUCUGGAUGCCAGACCCAGAGGGAGGAGUGGAAUCUGGAAGCGGGUUGAGGCUUUCAGCAGACUUGGGAUCUGCCUCUUCAGUCCACGUGCAGACGCUGACCACACCGGCCUCGAGGACACACUCAGUCUCAUGUUUCUGCGGUCCUGUGAGCAAGGCAUUGACUGAACUCUGGCCCAUCUUCAGAUGUUCAAAUAGCAGCCAGCUUUGGGACAUACAAGGGAGUGCCUCCCUCUGGGGCAGAGAGCAGCAUGCUUGAAACUGGCGGGCCACUUUGUCACCCUGCCCAGCACAUGACAGUACUGUCCGCGGUCCCCCAGUGUGUCAGCCACCGCAAUCCCAAGACGCAAGAGCCCUGAGAGAUGGCCUCGGUGGCUGCCAAGCCAUUCCUGGCAUCUGCAGUGGUUUGGAUGCCGCUGCGCUGUCUGCUUCCAAAACAAGGCUCGUCACUGUCAUUGUCACCCCGGCCCCUCUGACAGCUCCUGUGUGGGAAGAUGAGGAUAGUUAAUAAAAUCUUUUCAGUGUGUGGUUCAGCCCGGAGGGGUCUCCUUUCUUGUCACUCCUGUCUUUGCAAAUGGCUGUGUAGGUGAUGGGGCGCCAGCCCCCUACCAUCAGGAGCUUUACCUGGAGCCUCAGAGCAGCCUCUGCUGCCUUGACGGAUUUCCUUCCCCUCUAGUCCUCACCAGCGCGGUGAGACCUGGGUGUGGGGCACAUCUUCACACCUGCACACACAUGCAGGUGGCCAGGCCCAUGUGUGGGCUGACACUCAGUGUGAGCGAUGCACACGCAGUUGACUUGUUGGAAAACUGACGCCGGCCCUCUGGUGGACUACACCUGCCCACUCCCAGGUUUAGGGGUUUAUUUAGCUCAUGUUGGUGAGGCUGUUGGCAAGGAAUGUCAGCAGGCCCGGCUUGCAUCAGAAAACAUGUGCGGUCAUGCAUGCGGUCAGUCUGUUAACUGAUAGUGUGAAUGCACAGUGCCCACAGGUGUAACUCCAGGCCACACCAGAAGUGUACUUUCUGGGAGGAAACCCCCGGGGUGGAGGGGGAAGAGUGGGCGGUGGCUGACAAGGUGCCCUCCCUGGUGGGGCCUUCCCUGCAGCAGCCUGCGGUUCGGUACGCCCUCCCCAGUCAGGAAGGUCGGGGCCACCUGGCCCGGGUGCCUCCCGCCAGCAGGAUGGAUGAGGAAGGCCCUGACUGCGGCAAAGCCGACUUUGUGCUUUUGGACCAAGUGACCAUGGAGGACUUCAUGGAAAACCUAAAGCUCAGGUUCGAGAAGGGCCGCAUCUACACCUACAUCGGCGAGGUGCUGGUGUCCGUGAACCCCUACCAGGAGCUGCCCCUGUACGGGCCUGAGGCCAUCGCCAAGUACCAGGGCCGUGAGCUCUAUGAGCGGCCGCCCCACCUCUACGCUGUGGCCAACGCCGCCUACAGGGCAAUGAAGCGGCGGUCCAGGGACACCUGCAUUGUUAUCUCAGGGGAGAGUGGGGCAGGGAAGACAGAGGCCAGCAAGCACAUCAUGCAGUACAUCGCUGCCGUCACCAACCCCAGCCAGAGGGCAGAAGUGGAGAGGGUCAAGGAUGUGCUGCUCAAGUCCACGUGCGUGCUGGAGGCCUUCGGGAACGCACGCACCAACCGAAACAACAACUCCAGCCGCUUUGGCAAGUACAUGGACAUCAACUUCGACUUCAAAGGAGAUCCUGUCGGGGGGCACAUCCAUAGCUACCUGCUGGAGAAGUCUCGGGUCCUCAAGCAGCACGUGGGCGAACGGAACUUCCACGCCUUCUACCAGGUCCUGCGGGGCUGUGAGGACUCACAGCUGGAAGACUUGCACCUGCAGAGGAACCCCGCCCUGUACAGCUUCACCCGGCAGGGAGCAGGGCUCAAUCCCUUGGACAGUGACGAGAGGAGCCACCACCAGGCAGUGAUGGAAGCCAUGCGGGUGAUCGGCUUCAGUCCCGAGGAGGUGGACUCCGUGCGCCGGAUCCUGGCCGCCAUUCUGCACCUGGGAAACAUCGAGUUUGUGGAGAUGGAGGAGGGCGGGCUGGAGCAGGGGCAUGUGGCCGUGGCCGAGGAGGUGUUGGUGGACCACGUGGCCGAGCUGACGGCAACGCCCCGGGAGUCGGUGAUGCGCUGCCUCUUGUCUCGCACUGUGGCCUCAGGAGGCAGGGAGCUCAUUGAGAAGGGGCACACGGCUGCAGAGGCCAGCUAUGCCCGGGACGCUUGUGCCAAGGCAGUGUACCAGCGGCUGUUUGAGUGGGUGGUGAACCGGAUCAACUGUGUCAUGGAACCCCGCAGCCGGGACCCCCGGCGUGACGGCAAGGACACAGUUAUCGGCGUGCUGGACAUCUAUGGCUUCGAAGUGUUCCCUGUGAACAGCUUCGAGCAGUUCUGCAUCAACUAUUGCAACGAGAAGCUGCAGCAACUGUUCAUCCAGCUUAUCCUGAAGCAGGAGCAGGAAGAGUACGAGCGGGAGGGCAUUGCCUGGCAGAGCGUGGACUACUUCAACAACGCCACCAUCGUGGACCUGGUGGAGCGGCCCCACCGUGGCGUGCUGGCCAUGCUGGAUGAGGCCUGCAGUGCCGCGGGCACCAUCACUGACCGGAUCUUCCUGCAGAGCCUGGACACGCACCACCGCCACCAUGCACACUACACCAGCCGCCAGCUCUGCCCCACAGACAAGACCAUGGAGUUUGGCCGAGACUUCCGGAUCAAGCACUAUGCAGGGGAUGUCACGUACUCAGUGGAGGGCUUCAUCGACAAGAACAGGGACCACCUGUUCCAGGACUUCAAGCGGCUGCUGUACAACAGCUCAGACCCCACCCUGCGGGCCAUGUGGCCAGACGGGCAGCAGGACAUCACAGAGGUGACCAAGCGCCCCCUGACAGCCGGCACCCUCUUCAAGAACUCCAUGGUGGCCCUGGUGGAAAACCUGGCCUCCAAGGAGCCUUUCUACGUCCGCUGCAUCAAGCCCAAUGAGGACAAGGUGGCCGCAAAGCUGGACGAGGGCCACUGUCGCCACCAGGUCGAGUACCUGGGGUUGCUGGAGAAUGUGCAUGUCCGGAGGGCCGGCUUUGCUUCCCGCCAGCCCUACCCUCGGUUCCUGCUCAGGUACAAGAUGACCUGUGAGUAUACGUGGCCCAACCACCUCCUGGGCUCCGACAGGGCAGCCGCGAGUGCCCUCCUGGAGCAGCACGGGCUGCAGGGCGAUGUGGCCUUUGGCCACACCAAGCUCUUCAUCCGCUCACCCCAGACUUUGGUCACACUGGAGCAGAGCCGCGCGCGCCUCAUUCCCAUCAUCGUGCUGCUGCUGCAGAAGGCAUGGCGCGGCACGUUGGCCAGGUGGCGCUGCCGGCGUCUCCGGGCCGUCUACACCAUCAUGCGCUGGUUCCGGAAGCACAAAGUGCGCGCUCACCUGGCGGAGCUGCACAGGCGAUUCCAGGCCGCGAGGCAGCCCCCCUUGUACGGCCGGGACCUGGUCUGGCCGACGCCCCCUGCUGUGCUGCAGCCCUUCCAGGACACCUGCCGGUUGCUGUUCUGCAGGUGGCGGGCCCGGCAGCUGGUGAAGAACAUCCCACCUUCAGACAUGGCCCAGAUCAAGGCCAAGGUGGCUGCCAUGGGGAUCCUGCAAGAGCUGCGGCAGGACUGGGGCUGCCGGCGGGCCUGGGCCCGGGACUACUUGUCCUCUGCCACCGACAACCCCACAGCCUCUGGCCUGUUCGCCCAGCGACUGAACGCUCUCCGCGAGAAGGACGGCUUUGGGACUGUGCUCUUCUCCAGCCACGUCCGUAAGGUGAAUCGCUUCAACAAGAGACAGGACCGGGCGCUCCUGCUCACUGACCGGCACCUUUACAAGCUGGACCCGGGCCGUCAGUACCGGGUGAUGCGGACCGUGCCCCUGGCCUUGGUGACCGGGCUGAGCGUGACCAGUGGGCGGGACCAGCUGGUGGUGCUGCACGCGCGGGGCCAGGACGACCUAGUCGUGUGUCUGCACCGCUCCCAGCCGCCGCUGGACAACCGCGUCGGGGAGCUGGUGGGGGUGCUGGCGGCGCACUGCCAGGGGGAGGGGUGCGCCCUGGAGGUCCGCGUCUCCGACUGCAUCCCGCUGAGCCAGCGCGGGGCCCGGCGCCUCGUGUCAGUGGAGCCGAAGCCUGAGCAGCCGGAGCCAGAUUUCCGCUGCAGCCGCGGGGCCUACACCCUCCUCUGGCCGAGCCGCUGA
Messenger RNA from Herpailurus yagouaroundi (jaguarundi), 6077 nucleotides. It is a transcript of the gene MYO1G, whose product is annotated as myosin IG. The record is from RefSeq and is a predicted model, not a curated record. Gene Ontology annotation, cellular component: plasma membrane; microvillus; myosin complex. Bases 2829 to 6077 code for a protein of 1082 amino acids. Gene Ontology annotation, molecular function: ATP binding; actin filament binding; microfilament motor activity. NCBI's taxonomy places the organism in Eukaryota, Metazoa, Chordata, Mammalia, Carnivora, Felidae. The transcript is spliced from 28 exons. Gene Ontology annotation, biological process: endocytosis; actin filament-based movement; actin filament organization.